AAAAGUCUCGUGUAAAGGCAUCCUUCCAAGGCACUUGACCGUUGACCACCACAUUCUUGGCCACACUGCCCGCGUCGUCGUAGAUCCAUUUGCCUCGCAAUGCUUGAUGAUCCCAGUAGGCAGCCAGUGCCACUAUAGUCGUCCACAGCGACGGACGCUUCAAGAUAUUCCAAAGGACUCCCAACAUUUAUCUAUCUUCUGGAUUGUACUCUACUAUCUAGCUAGCCUGAGAGAGUAGUGUCUUUGUCGUGGCUUUUUGGUUCGGUUCUUCGAACUCCUUCCAAUUGACCGUUGUAUCCAUUAGAUUUCAAAAAGCCGGCAGGCUGUUUACAUACACAGGUCCCCUUUACCCAAAGCGGUACUAGGCCGGUACCGACAUCGGGAGGUGCAGGUUUCAAGCGCCGAGCCACCGACAAGAUCAAGUGUGCAUGUUUUCGAUCUGGUGUAGAAACCUUACCAAGACCUUCGGCGAACAAGAUCGAAACCAGGAACCACUUCCUCCGACCUUCCCGAGCACAAGAGUGGGACCUAUCGGCAACAACGAUCACCUUCUGCUCACAAAUUGAUUGCAAAAGCAAACAAACCAACUCACAAAGCAACACAAAGUAACACAGAAGAAAAGAAGAACAAAACACUACAAAGACAACAACCAUGACAAUCUCUCAGGAACAAAACGUUGAAAUGAAACAAAAGAUGGACAUGUUGCUUGCAUCGGAUGCCGACCUUCAGCAAGAGGAAACUCCCGUGGCGGUCAACGACAACGAUGCCAAGGCAACCCAGCCAACCCAGCAGCAGCACCCAACUACUACUCGCCAUCCGUUCCAGUUCAUCCCCUUGUCCAUGGGAGGCGGUGGUCGCUCCCAUGUUCCAUCUCCAGGCUCGCGAUACUUGAUGGAACACGAGGUGACUUUGGAGGACUUGCAAACAGUCACGGACAAGUUCUACGAGCUCGCCUUUCAGGACAAGACUCUGGACAAAUUCAUUCGCAGUCACAACGACCCCCAUGGAUCCCGCUUUGCCAAGUGGAUUCAUCAAAAGCUCAGUGGCUCCCAUGUCUGGGAUCAGGAUCGGGCUGCUCGCGGGCGCGGUUGUCCUGUCCAUGACCGAAGUUCGGCCCAUGUUGCGGCAUGGUACUCCCCCAAGCGUCCGGCAUCCGAACGAGGCGAGCAUUUCCAGUUGGAGGAUUGCCGCACAUGGAUGCGCUUACACUUUUGGGCCCUGCGCGAAUCGGGAGUGAUGGAAAAGAGUCCCAGUUUCGCCGAUUACUAUGUCAGGUUCAUUGCCCAUUUCGUGCGUGUCUACGAGUCCACGGCUCCUCCGUUUGCCAGGGAUGCGCUUCGCUGGUCGGCGGAUCCAAAGAAUAUCGAAGAGUACAUUCGUAACGGACGUAAGAUGAAGGACGUUCUUGGUUUGAAUGCUUACACCGCCGCGGACCAGAUCCCUGAGGAUGAAUUGUACGAUCGCGAGUGGCCAUACAACAUGGAAGAGCCCAGCUCCUCAUAGCACCUUGACUCACCUCACAACAAUGAUAUUAUGUGCCCCGAAAGACCCAACAACAACGAACGAGAACGAAGAAAAGUACGAGAGUAUAUGUAUGCGUAAAAAGACGACGGAAGUGCCAAAGAAGAAUCGAAUCUUCAAUCAAAAUAAACAAAGUAGUAGUAAUAGC
This is a messenger RNA of Seminavis robusta, 1669 nucleotides long. The record is from the annotation of a GenBank genome assembly. Lineage: Eukaryota; Bacillariophyta; Bacillariophyceae; Naviculales; Naviculaceae.